UUCGCGGCCAUCAUUCGGCCGUCGCCAAGAGUCGUGUAUUAGCCAUCUUUCCUCUACAAGUUCAGCGGUGAAAAUUCCGCAACGCGAGAUCGUAAAUCGAGUGAAGCGUUUACAUUUUAAAGAUGCAAACUGCAUACUCUACAAUAUACACGUACAUGUAGUAUACACGGCUUGGGUCCGUGCAUCUGUUAUUAUAAUCUCCAUUUGUUGGAGGUUGCCUUUAAAAAACUAAAAAAAAGAAUCUCAAACACCAAGAAAUGUCACCUCUAUCGCGCUACACCGAUAGUUGACGGGAUAAUAUGUCAGAUUCAAAUUCAUUUGAGAUUAAAUCAACGGGCAGCCACAGUCUUUUGGAAAAUUUGCGCAAAUUUAGAUUUCAGAAAAAACCAGUGAAAAAGAUGAACACGUCUGAUGAAGACAGUAACCUGACGAGUUCUGGAAACCAAAUACGACGUAAGCCAGUGAACAGGAUCGAAGACAGUGACAGCGAUGUGGGAAGCCCGACUAAGCUGCAAGGUUCGAUGCCACACGUUGACAAUAAACCAGAAACCAAAGAAAGGGAAGAGAAAUUCAAGUACCUGAGUACAUUGUAUCCUCGCCUCGAUGCUCCGCGAAUUCUCGAAGCGCUGAAUAACUCCAACUGGCAGACGGAUGAAGCAGAGAGACAGCUUAAUAGCCAGCGGAAGAGACUUGGCAAUAAACCAUUGUCGUCUAGCAAGAAAAAAAGGAGAAAAGUUGAUUACGACGAGGAUGUUGAUAAUGACUCAGAUGAAAAGAACUACAAGAAUAGGGUAUUCGAUAGCGAUGACGAUUCAGACGCCGCGGUAUCAAACGAACUUACUAGUGAUAAGAAAUCUGUACUGGAUUUCAUGCAAAAUGCUUUGCACAUGGAAUUGCUGCUGAUGUCACACUGCUCCCAGAAAAGAGCGAAUGCCAUUAUCGAGGCUCGUCCAUUCCACGACUGGCGAGACUUGGUGCAAAAGUUCCAAAAUUAUAGAUAUUUAGAUACUGAACUUUUAAACUCUGCCCAGGUACUGUUGGGGACACGUCACGUGGUCGAUACUUUGAUGAAGAAGUGCCUUCGACUUUCGUCGAUUCUAGAAAGAGCCGUGGCAGCCGGGGCAACGAACAUUAGGCAACAACCAGCAGGGAUUCCUUCUGGUCUGAAUUUGGCCUCAUACCAAAUGGUCGGUAUUAACUGGCUUGCUGUGCUGCAUGCCCAGAAUGUCAAUGGUAUAUUAGCUGAUGAAAUGGGACUGGGAAAGACCGUUCAAGUCAUAACUUUCCUCACUUAUCUGAAGGAGGCUGAACUGGCCGUCGAUGGGGCUGGACCUCAUUUGAUAGUAGUGCCCAGUUCGACAAUGGAAAAUUGGAGCAACGAAUUUGAGCGUUGGUCUCCAGGCUUAAAGGUAGUCGGCUAUUACGGGUCACAGGACGAGCGCAAGGAGAUGCGGAUGGGAUGGCGUGCCGGUGAUUUGGAAGACGUUGACAUUAUUCUUACUACUUACAACCUGGUCAGCAGUACACCCGAGGAACGAAGACUCUUCAGAGUAAUGCCCAUGCAGUACGUAGUCUUCGACGAAGCUCACAUGCUCAAGAACAUGUCAACCAUUAGAUACGAAAACCUCAUUAGGAUCAAUGCAAAACAUCGAAUCCUGCUUACUGGCACUCCUUUGCAGAACAAUUUACUUGAAUUGAUGUCACUGUUGAUGUUCGCAAUGCCAUCAAUGUUUGCGGGCAAACAAGCAGAGUUGAAAAGCCUGUUUUCAAAAAAUACUAAAAUUGCAGCCGAAAAGAGUGGCCGUGCAGAAACGGAAUUUGAAAGGGAACAAGUAGUCAAUGCGAAGCGAAUCAUGAAGCCAUUCAUCCUUCGCCGUUUGAAGUCGGAAGUUUUACAGGAUUUACCUGUGAAAACGGAACAAGUUAUUCGUUGUCGUUUAGAAACGUCGCAGCUCGAAUUAUACCAGAAUUUGGUCGCUGAGUUCACUGUUGAGGCUGAUUCCAAUAAAGAAGUUAAUGGUACUGGAAUGAUGAUGCAGCUGAGAAAGCUAGCUAAUCAUCCCUUACUUAUAAGAGACUACUACAACGAAACGAAACUCAAGGAUAUGGCAAAGAAAUUGUCUCGUGAUCCAACAUACAAGCAGAAAAAUCCUGACUAUGUGUUUGAGGAUUUGCUAUGGAUGUCAGACUAUCAGAUAAACCAACUAACAAGAGUGCACAAGUGUUUGGCAGGACAAGGGCUGCCGCAGGAAUUGAUCCCAAAUUCAGGCAAAUUUCAAAAAUUCGACGAACUUUUACCGAAACUCAAAACUGAUGGUCAUAGAGUUUUAAUAUUCAGCCAGUUCACGUCUAUGCUGAAUAUUAUUGAGGACUAUCUAGCCAUCAGGGGACACAAAUUUACAAGACUGGAUGGUCAGACGCCGGUACCAGAAAGACAAUUUUUAAUAGAUGAAUUUACACAAAAUCCAGACAUAUUUAUUUUUUUACUAUCAACAAGAGCUGGCGGUUUAGGAAUAAAUUUGACUGCAGCGGAUACAGUCAUAAUCCACGACCUAGAUUUCAACCCAUAUAAUGAUAAGCAGGCCGAAGACCGUUGUCACAGGGUUGGUCAACAGAGGCCAGUUUCGAUUAUAAGAUUCAUAGCAAAGGAUACUAUAGAAGAGGGUAUGUACGAAAUGGCACAGGGAAAACUCAACUUGGAACAACAGGUUACUAACAACGAAGACAGUGAAAAUACCGACAAGAAAAGCGUUCUCAACUUACUUAAAAUGGCACUGGGAUUGGAUACCUCAAGCAAAUCUCUAACACUCCCAUCGACGAAAUCAACAAAUGGAUCGGUACAGAGACCAAGUAUAGGGGAAUAGGGAAUGAUACUUUUUUAAAAACGCAUCCUCUCGGUCAAUUUAGAUGUGUAAUUGUAUGCAUUUUUUUCUUAACAAUUCCGAUUUUAACGAUUGAACGAAGUGAUAUUUCAAAUUUCCGAAGGUGAACUUUAGUUAAUAAUUUUAUCAUUUUACAAAGUCUUUUAAUUAGGUUUUUAAUGAAUGCAUCGAUCUGGCUUUGGAGCUGCAAUUCCCACUGCUCGAAAUAUGUAUACAAUAAUUGAAACUCCAUUAUCCAGGAUACGUAAAAAAGUAUUACUAUAAUUUAUUAUUUUAUACUCGCAGGAUGAAUGGGUAUUGCAAAUUUUUCUACCGUUUGCGAAUAUACAAUACAGUAAGUAUACCACUCUUGCCGUAAUUUCUAAGAUUGUCUGUCGUGUAAGUGCUGGUAAAUUUUUUAACCCGUUUGUAUAUUUUCAAUUAAAUAAAUUAUAAUUAAGCACGUCGAUGGAGCAAGGGCCUACAUCAAAAGCAAGGUCCAGACAAAAAUAAGAUGACCCCAUCCGACUUCGGUCAUUUUUCGCCAAACGUACUCAACUUUCCAUUUUCAUAAAUUUGGUUCUUCGAUUCAGUUUGUAAUGUUCAGUUAAAUACUUCACUUCAGAAAGAGCUUAAAUUAACUUAUGGUGUUCCAUCGAUCCUAUCAACAAGAUCCAUAAAUGCCUGAAACUUUUUCAGACAUCAAGUACCCAUUGUGUGUACAACCUACACCCCAAUAUUUAAGAGUGAACAAAUGAUUUUUAAUUGUUUAAAAAGAUACGGAGCAUGGACCACGGUGUGGAUGAAUAUUGAAAUCAAUAAAGUACAACAAUCUACAUGAUAAUGGAA
This is a messenger RNA of Neodiprion fabricii, 3710 nucleotides long. RefSeq names its product SWI/SNF-related matrix-associated actin-dependent regulator of chromatin subfamily A containing DEAD/H box 1 homolog (gene Etl1). The record is from RefSeq and is a predicted model, not a curated record. The coding region runs from base 300 to 2864 and encodes 854 amino acids. The transcript is spliced from 12 exons. NCBI's taxonomy places the organism in Eukaryota, Metazoa, Arthropoda, Insecta, Hymenoptera, Diprionidae. Gene Ontology annotation, molecular function: ATP binding; ATP-dependent chromatin remodeler activity; chromatin binding. Gene Ontology annotation, cellular component: nucleus.